AUGUAUAAGUCAUUUCAAGAUGACGAACUCAAGGAGAAGACGCGAGAUCUCUACGGCGUUAUUGUUGAUUCCCUGAAAUUGCUUAUUGAGAUGCUGCUUCGGUAUCGCAAAGAUGAGUCGCUCUUCCGCCGUAUCAAGACACGACUGCCGGACCACGAAGCAGUCGUAUUGAAGGAGCUCGAUCUUCACAUACAGAACGCCAAGGCCGGGGUGAAAAGUCGGAUCGACAUUUUAAACGCACGAAGACUGCAAGAUAUCCACAAGGGUACUUCUGCUAUCGGUAUCGAAGUGCACACAACGCGUUCUCAACUUUGUGAAGUAUCGCAGGGUGUCAAGACUGUGAUGAAGACAUGUCAAGAGUUGAAAGACGAGUACAAACAAGGACGUUUGAGACUGAGCGAGUUACUGUCGACGGUAGCAUCCAAGAACGAUGUUGCUGCUAUAGUUCAGACUGAGUUUUUCAAGUUAGCCUCGGGAUUGAUGUAUCGAACGAGCCAGCCUCUCCAACAAAUUGCUAGAACGGAGAUUAUCGCGGAGGAGGAGCAAAGUCUUGCUCAGCAAACGAUCUUGAUGACAAUCGAAGAGCUUCUGUGGAUACUCGGCGUGGACCUCGAAUACUAA
Messenger RNA from Alternaria incomplexa, 621 nucleotides. RefSeq lists its product as uncharacterized. The transcript is spliced from 3 exons. The record is from RefSeq and is a predicted model, not a curated record. Lineage: Eukaryota; Fungi; Ascomycota; Dothideomycetes; Pleosporales; Pleosporaceae. The coding region runs from base 1 to 621 and encodes 206 amino acids.